AUGUUCCUGUACGUCCUCGGUCCAGUGGCUCUCUGGUUUCUCUACCGCUGGUACAAGGAGAGCAAACGAGUGUCCAACAAGGGAGAUAAAUACGUCUACAUCACCGGCUGUGACUCUGGGUUUGGUAAUCUCCUGGCGAGGCACAUGGACCAGCUGGGCUUCUGUGUGAUCGCAGCUUGUUACACAGAGAAAGGUGAAGACGAGUUGAAGAAGAACUGCUCUGACAGACUGGCGACGGUUCACCUGGACGUCACCGACUCUGAAAGUGUCGGCAAAGCAGCAGCACUCAUCAAGACUCUGGUUGGAGAGAAGGGCCUUUGGGCGGUUGUGAACAACGCCGGAGUCUCGGUGCCGUCCGGUCCAACCGACUGGCUCACUAUAGACGAUUACAAGGCCAUGCUGUCUGUCAACUUGUGCGGCGUCAUCGACGUGACAUUGAGCGUCCUCCCUCUCAUCAAGAAGUCCAGAGGCAGAGUGGUGAACGUCGCCAGCGUGUUUGGGCGAAUCAGCCCGUUUGGGGGACCUUACUGCGUGUCCAAGUUCGGCGUGGAGUCCUUCAACGACAGCCUGCGAUUAAACAUGGGUCCAUUUGGAAUAAAGGUGGCGUGCAUUGAGCCAGGCUUCUUCAAGACCAAUGUGACUGAUACAGGGAUUAUGAAAAGUUCCCUGAAAAAGCUCUGGGACAGACUGCCUCAGGAUGUGAAGGACGAGUAUGGACACGGUUUCUUGGGGGCAUCUCUGGACAUGUUGGACGCGAGGUUCAAGCUGCUGACGGACGGGAACCUGAUGAAAGUGGUCGGCUGUAUGGAGCACGCCAUCUCCGCCGUUCACCCUCGCACUCGCUACUCUCCAGGAUGGGACGCGAAGUUCUUAUGGUUGCCUCUGUCGUACAUGCCCACCUGCAUCAUGGACAGAGUUCUCCGUAAAAGCAGCCCCAAAAUACCUACACUGAAGUUCAAAUAA
Morone saxatilis (striped sea-bass) is the source of this 963-nucleotide messenger RNA. RefSeq names its product retinol dehydrogenase 7-like. The transcript is spliced from 4 exons. Gene Ontology annotation, molecular function: oxidoreductase activity. NCBI's taxonomy places the organism in Eukaryota, Metazoa, Chordata, Actinopteri, Moronidae. The record is from RefSeq and is a predicted model, not a curated record. The coding region runs from base 1 to 963 and encodes 320 amino acids.